AUGUCAACAUUCGGCGGACCCGGCGGACGUCAAGUCAUCGCGAAACCCACACCACCUGAGCGCGGCUCCUUCCCUCUCGACCACGAUGCCGAGUGCCAACACAUCAUGAAGUCGUACUUGCGCUGCCUACGCGCCCACCGAGGAAUGAACGACGACGAGUGCCGCAUGCUGAGCAAGAUUUACCUCCAAUGUCGCAUGGACAACAACCUCAUGGCGCCUGACGAGAUGAAGAAUCUGGGUUAUGACAACACGCCACAGGCUUUGGCCGCCGCUGCUGCUGCUGGACAUGCUCCGUCAAACAAUGCGACAACAGCGAAUAAGACGCCAGAAGGUGGCAACAAGUAA
Molecule: messenger RNA, 345 nt
Organism: Aureobasidium namibiae CBS 147.97
Lineage: Eukaryota; Fungi; Ascomycota; Dothideomycetes; Dothideales; Saccotheciaceae
Product: cytochrome c oxidase assembly protein cox19, mitochondrial
Exons: 2
Coding region: 1-345 (114 amino acids)
Biological process (GO): mitochondrial respiratory chain complex IV assembly
Cellular component (GO): mitochondrial intermembrane space
Source: RefSeq, a predicted model, not a curated record